GGGAGGGGUGUGGCGGCAGAUUCCGGACAGGUACACACGGGGCGUGGCCGCCUUCAGGUGAGGGGACACGGUGGGGCCGGAAGGUGCCGGCGGCCACAGCGGCCCAGGAGCGAUGAGGAGGCGGCGGCGGGAGCCGAGAGCGGGGCCCGGAGCGGGGCCGGCGCUGCUGCCGCUGCUGCUGCCGCUGCUGCUGCUGCUGCCGGCGGGCGGUCACCGGGGGGUGGCAGCAGAAGAUGACACAGUGCCGUGCGGGACCCCGGUGCACCGGCGCGUGGUGGGCGGCGCGGGGGCGCAGGAGGGGCAGUGGCCCUGGACGGUCAGCGUGGCCUUCAGGGGGCGCCACGUCUGCGGGGGCGCCCUGAUCGCCCCCGCCUGGGUGCUCACGGCUGCGCACUGCUUCCCGCCGGAGAACCCCCUCCCCGAGUACCGGGUCACGCUGGGGGUGCUGCAGCUCCUGUCCCCCCCCCACGACGCCCAGGUCAGGGGCGUGGCCUCGGUCGCGCGCCACCCGGCCUAUCGCGACUAUCGCGACAGCGACCCCCAGCGGCGGCGGCGGCGGCGGCGGCAGGGCGGUGACGUCACCGGGGGUGACGUCAUCGCGGGGGACCUGGCGCUGGCCCGGCUGGACCCCCCCGCCAGCCCCUCGCGCUUGGUACGGCCCGUGUGCAUCCCCGCGGCCGGAGUGACCUUUGACCCCGGCAUGAACUGCACCGUCACCGGGUGGGGACACGUCCGGACGGCCGUGCCGCUGCCGCCCCCCAAGACGCUGCAGCAGCUGGAGGUGCCGCUGCUGAGCCAGCGCCACUGCCGCUGCCUGUACGCCUUGGGGACAGCGCCGGCGCCGGGGGACGCGCUGGGGACACCCGCGGGGGACACCAUCUGCGCGGGCCUGCCGCAGGGACAGCGCGACGCCUGCCAGGGUGACUCCGGCGGCCCCCUCACCUGCCGCCUGGCUGGCACCUGGCACCUGGCGGGCGUGGUGAGUUGGGGCGACGCCUGCGGGCUGCCGGGCCGCCCGGGGGUCUACACGGGGGUGUCCCCUCACCUGCCCUGGAUCCUGUCCCUGGUGCCCGAGCUGGCCCCGCGCCACGCCCCGGAUGUCCCCGGUGGUGUCCCCGGUGGUGUCCCCGGUGGUGUCCCCAAUGUCCCCGGUCCUGGUCCUUAUUUUGGGGUGAAACCCCAAAUUUAG
This is a messenger RNA of Camarhynchus parvulus, 1189 nucleotides long. RefSeq names its product serine protease 8 (gene PRSS8). Gene Ontology annotation, biological process: proteolysis. NCBI's taxonomy places the organism in Eukaryota, Metazoa, Chordata, Aves, Passeriformes, Thraupidae. Gene Ontology annotation, molecular function: serine-type endopeptidase activity. The record is from RefSeq and is a predicted model, not a curated record. The transcript is spliced from 7 exons. The coding region runs from base 113 to 1189 and encodes 358 amino acids.